Messenger RNA from Chiloscyllium plagiosum (whitespotted bambooshark), 2152 nucleotides. The record is from RefSeq and is a predicted model, not a curated record. Lineage: Eukaryota; Metazoa; Chordata; Chondrichthyes; Orectolobiformes; Hemiscylliidae.
CCCCCUGAGAAAAAGAACAGGAAAUGACAUCACCAUAGGAAAUGACAUCACCAACCCAAGGAAAUCUAAACACAUGACUAGAAAGAGGGCCAUACCACCAGGGCUUCAUCUGAAGGCUCACUGAUGAUGAUGAUGAUGAUACCUAGUGUGAUGACGAAACAUCUGAAAACGAACCUUACAGCCCACUCUGUUCCUCAUCCACACAGAACAAGUACCUUGGACCUGUUGGGCAAGAUCAAGAGCUGGGACUCCUAUUUCUGAAUACAGAAUUCAUCUCACUUGCAGUCUCGCCUUCCUGUCCCUGACCACUGAUCGAAUUUAAGAUUUACAAAGUAGUUGUGAAGAUUGGCCUGAUUAUGCACUGUUGCAGAGUGAUCUUCCAAUAUGGAUGAACGCACCACGAAAGAAACUACACUUCCCUGCUACAUCCAUCGAUCCCUUUUCAUAUUGCUGAUACUGAUGACAGUACUGAUGCUGAUUUUAAAUUUGCAUAGUAUAAGGUAUGAUAAAUAUUCAAUUUCUGGCUCUGAUUCUAAAUGGAGGAGUUAUCCAACUCCAAAACUUUAUUCUGCUAUGAGGCAGAAAACCGAGCCAAGGAAUCUCCAUUGGACAGACAGAUUAUUGCAAUAUGGCUACCAGAAUCACAGCUUCACCCCUGAAGAAAGGUCAGAGGGAACAUUCCUUAUGAAAAUGAUCGAAUGGCCUAAACCACCCAACUCUGCUGUGCCCUGUGAGAAAAGCAGCGACCCAGCACAUGUUCGCUUUGUAAUUUUAAAUUCUGCAAAGACUUUCUAUGUGGGAGAUCAGCUACAAGUGAUGCUGCAGAUGAGUGAUUUUUAUGGUCACCCAAAGCGAUAUGGGGGUGACUAUCUCCAAGCUCGGAUCCACACCCCAGCUUUAAAAGCUGGUUCAGCAGGAACUGUUAUAGACAAUGAAAAUGGAAUUUACUAUAUCAAUUUUAAUUUAUCUUGGUCGGGGAAAGUUGAAGUCUCUGUUUUACUGGUUCAUCCCAGUGAAGGGAUCCAAGCACUUAAAAGACUACGUCAGGAGCGGCCAGAAAGAGUGUAUUUUAAAAGUACCUUCAAAUAUCGGGGUACUUCAGAGACCACUGUGUGUAAUCUUUAUUUGCCUCCAUCUAAACCACUUUGUAACUUUACUGAUCCCAGGACUGGGGAACCCUGGUUCUGUUACAAACCAAAGAAGCUUCCCUGCUCUGCUCGUAUCAACCAUUUUAAAGGAGGUUAUGAGAAAAAUCUCUUAAUUGGAAAAGAGGACCAUUAUUUCCAAAGUGCAAUAAACAUAAAGAGGCCUAUAUUACCCAGUUCCGCAGGUUAUAUAAUGGUGGAGCCUUCACCUCAUGCAGCUCCACCUCUUGGAGCAUGUGUCCAGGGACAGCCCAUGGUGUCACCAUCUGGUUUUUAUUAUCAGGACCAGUGGAUGUCAACAACCUGCAAUAUUCACCGCUUUGACACGCCUGCAAAGAUUACAGACUGUCUUCAUGGAAAAAGUGUCUUUCUGUUUGGAGAUUCCACUGUUCGUCAGUGGUUUGAAUAUUUGACUGAAUUCAUUCCAGGUCUCAAGAUAUUUGAUCUUCACAAUCCAAAAAACAUAGGCCCUCAUCUUGCUGUGGAUUUAGAACACAAUAUCCUGGUAGAAUAUCAUCCCCAUGGCCCACCAAUCCGAUUCAACACUGUUUCGAGCCAGGACCUACACUACAUUGCAAAUGAACUGGAUGAAAUUAAAGGAGGAAAGGGAACGGUCAUAGCUAUCACCUUAUGGUCUCAUUUCAGCACUUUUCCAGUGGAAGUUUACAUCAGAAGACUACAGAAUAUCCGCAGGUCAAUUUUGCAGUUACAAGGGAGGAGUCCAGAUACAGUGGUUGUAUUGAAGACUGCCAAUGUGCAGGCCCUUCCAGGAGAUGUCAGUCUGUAUAACAGUGACUGGUACUCCUACCAGCUUGAUAUCCUGAUGAGAAAGAUGUUCACAGGCAUCAAUGUGGCAUUUGUAGAUGCCUGGGAGAUGACGAUAGCACAUUACUUGUCACAUAAUUUACACCCUGAGCGAAUCAUUGUAAAAAAUGAAAUAGAUGUACUUCUUUCAUAUGUGUGUCCUUCUGGAAAUAAAUAAAGAAAUAAACUAUGUAUUAAAUCUG